AUGAAUACGCCUCCCAGAACUACAAUAAUAUUCAGCAACAUCCCACAAGAUUGGCUAGUAGGGAUUGAUUUACAAUUUUUCAACACAAAUCAUAUAUUAAAAGGUAUCAAAUUAGUACCCGAUGGGAUUCAUAUUGUACAUUUUGCCAAAGAUCAAUCAAGUAUACGACAUGGGUUUUACAUAAAUGCUAAAGAAGGUGAUGUUAUAAUAUGUUACUGGGAUGAAAAAGAUGAAAAAAUAUUAGUUGAUGAUGAAAUCGGGGAAUUGAAUAUAACAAAAGAGAUGUCAAAGUUAUCAGAUUAUUAUUCAUUCAUGAUUAGUUAUCCACCAGAUCCCGAGUGGAAAAAAUUAACUCAAUAUAUCAAUUUUGGCCAAGUUAAUUAUAUAUUACCAAGGGGUAAACGAAUUGAUAGUGUUUUGACUUCAAGUGAUGAAAAUAAUUUGUUGUUGGAUGCAUUACAGAAAAGUGCAAAGUCAAGAAAUUUAACACAAGAUCCAAUAAUAAAUUCUAUUAUUGAUCAAAGUGAUGAAGAGAUUAAAUAUACUUUGAUUGAUUUAAACAAGACUAUAAGGCCUGAUGGUACUGCAGGUGAAAAGACUAAAGAUUCAUUAGAUAAAUCAUGGUUUUUAAAUCAAUUGUUGAUUUCUGGUUAUAAUUCAAAUGAAGAAAUGUUGUUGAGUGAGUUUCAACAAGCUUUUUUAAAUAUGAUCAUUUUUGCAAACUAUAGUAGUUCUAUUCAAUGGUUAAAAUUUAUUAAAGUGAUUAUGAAUUGUAAAGAGAUUUUGAAUGGAAGAUUAAUCUUUUUUGAAAAAUUCCUAGAUGUGCUGAUUGUUCAAUUUGGGAAAUUCCAGGAGGAUUAUAUGGAUGAAUUCAUUAGUGAAGAUUUUUUGGAUACUACAAUUUCAGAAUUUGAAUAUACAGUGAAAGAACAAGAAUUACGUCCAUUAAUUAAAAAAACCAUUGAGUUGAAAAAUUUAUUAUUAGUGAAAUUUAGUAUCACUAUACAAGGUUUAAUGGAAGACGAAGAAGAAGCUCCAGUUGUUGUUGAUAUAUCAGUAUGA
Messenger RNA from Hansenula anomala, 1062 nucleotides. RefSeq names its product U5 snRNP complex subunit AAR2 (gene AAR2). Lineage: Eukaryota; Fungi; Ascomycota; Saccharomycetes; Phaffomycetales; Wickerhamomycetaceae. The transcript has a single exon. Bases 1 to 1062 code for a protein of 353 amino acids. The record is from RefSeq and is a predicted model, not a curated record. Gene Ontology annotation, biological process: spliceosomal tri-snRNP complex assembly.